AUGGACAUCCCACGCGCGGCAGUCAGCCGAUCUGGCACGAGACCAGUACCACAGCCUCAGGCUCGGGCUCCAUCCAGAGGCGAGGAAUGGAGAACAUGGCCGUCCGUGAGGGCGUUCAUUCCCAACCUGCCCCCAGGCACCACCACCUACGAUAUUCACAAGAACCUGCACCGCUUUGGCAAAGUCGACUUCAUCCGCAUCGAAGAAACCCGACAAGGCGCCUUUGCCCGAAGAGCCAACGUCGUUUUCAAACCCCCACCUCGUCGCAGACCCCCCUGGGAUUCCACCUACUACAGAAAUGGCAUCGAUUUCCUUCUACGGGAGGCCCACGGCGACCGCACCCGCACGCACCGCGUCACGGUACUGCUCGCCAAUAACCAGAACUCGGCCCGAUUUGUGGAAAGCCCGGUGAGCAAGGGCAUUAGAUAUAGUCCAGAGAUGACGAUGCUUGGGGAGUCCAUCGACUUCGGCUAUUUGGAACGCCCCAACUUGAUGGUGGUCAAGGCGACUAGGCGGGAUCCAGAGGCGGUCAAGCUGUUCCUGAAUCUCGACCGACUGGAAAUCGAGGUCCACUUCCCCGUCGUCAUGAAGUCCAAGGGCAAAUCCACCGCGCGCGACUACCGCUUCUAUGUUGCUCUUGACGAUCAGUUCGCCAUGUGUGAGAUUCCGGGCUCCCCCACAUCCCUGGUUUUUCACCUCAAGAACCCCCCCUGGUAUUCGCGCCAGUUGAAGGAGGCCAUGCAGAUGAGCCACGAUCCCAAGUCUCACAAGUGGACGGCCGAUGAUACCUGGUCUCGCCAGACCGAUAUCGUGGAUGACAAGGAAACCUACAGCCUGAUCGACAGCAGCCCUGUCUCCCUCCGGAAGCUUCACAACAGCAUUGACAUUGCGCGCUGGACCACGUUCCGGGUCACCGUCAAUCCCACAGCGCCGGUGCGAGAGUUUGUCAAAGCCUUCGAGGACUUCAACGUCCCUGUGACUCGGAAUCCGUCGUUUCAGGUUGUCAGAGGGCCACCGGAAGAAGCACCUCUUUGGAGCCUGCUUGACGGGUCCAACAACCAGUCGUCUCUGACCGAGCAGUUGUCCGCCAUCUAUCUUCCCUUUGAAUUACGGUAUCAACUUGAAGUCUGUAUCUCCCAGGGCUGGCUCAACGAAUACACCAUCGACAAGGCCUUUCUCCAGCGUCUCACGUCUCUACCACUGCAGCGGGCCAAGCAGAUGCUCAUCCAUGUCGACUCCUACCAACAGCGAGUUUAUGAUCCGAUGGCAAUCUUCACGGAUCUGCGAUACUCCAAACCGGUUCGGACUCGUGCUCUUCCUGCCAAUUGCAAUGAGAUCUACCAUGCGACAGUCACCGCGACAGGUAUACUCUUCCACACUCCUUCCGUGGAGCUCACCAACCGUAUCAUCCGCAAAUAUCAGCGCUACAACGAUCGCUUCCUCCGGGUCAGAUUUGAGGACGACUCCUAUCGUGGCAGGACGAGAUUGUACCCGGCCACGAACGGGAGGAUGAAACUCAUCUUUGAGAGGGUCCGACGGACCUUCAACCAGGGCAUCGUCAUGGGUGACCGUCACUAUGAGUUCCUGGCAUGGGGCAACUCGCAGCUGCGAGAGCACGGUGCCUAUUUCUUUGCAACUACCCACAACCCUCAUAUCAGCGCCGACACCAUUCGGAAGAGCAUGGGUGUCUUUGACCGCGAAAAGGUCGUAGCAAAGCGAGCCGCCCGAAAGGGUCAAUGCUUCUCCACGACCAAAGCUGUGUCGGUGGUCAACAAGCGGUCCUUCAACAAGGAUCCGGUACCAGACAUUCUCAAUGGCGGCUAUAACUUCACCGACGGCGUGGGUAAGAUAUCAGCUCUCACCGCACAGCUCGUCUACUCGGGGUUGAAGCUCAAGGGGCCCGUACCGUCAGCAUUUCAAUUUCGGCUUGGUGGCUGCAAAGGAGUGCUCGUCAUCGACCCGACGUUAAGCGCCAUUGAUAUCAAGAUCCGACCGAGUCAAUACAAGUUCGAGUGCGAAUCAGAUGAGUUGGAGAUCAUCCGUGUAUCGGAGUUUUGGCAGCCUUUCCUCAACCGCCAACUGAUCCUGGUCCUGUCCGAUCUCGGCGUGCCGGACCAGGUGUUCUUGCGGAAGCAGGAGGACUGUAUCGAGGCUCUCGAUCGCGCCAUGGUUGAUGAUACAGCUGCAUUGCGUGCGCUGCGUGAGAAUGUGGAUCCUAACCUCGCCACCCUCGGCAUUGCCGCCAUGAUUGAAGACGGGUUCCGGCAAACCAACGAGAUCUUUGCCACCUCUCUCUUGCGGCUGUACCGGGCGUGGACUCUCAAAUAUCUUAAGGAGAAAGCCAAGAUCCCGGUACCUCAAGGAGCAUUCGUGCUGGGUGUGGUAGACGAGACCCGCACGUUGCGGGGAUACAAGGUCGAUCUCAAACCGCCCAAGGAUGCCACACGAGAGGAAAAAGAGGCCUGCUUGCCGCAGAUUUUUAUUCAAUACACCGAUCAACACACUGGGCAGCGUCGAGUCUUGGAAGGCGUCUGCAUCAUCGCUCGAAACCCGUCUUUGCACCGGGGAGAUAUCCGGGUGGUUAAGGCGGUCGAUGUGGACAAGUUGCAUCAUUUGUGCGACGUCGUCGUCAUGCCGUCUACCGGUGACCGCGACCUCCCCAGCAUGUGUUCGGGCGGUGAUCUGGACGGUGAUGAUUACGUGGUCAUCUGGGAUCCCGACUUGAUUCCUUCAGAAUGGCAUGCAGAACCCUUCAGUUACGACGCGCCCGACCCGGUGACAAAGGAGCAAAUUACGACAGGAGACAUAGUCAACUUCUUCUGUGACUACAUGCAGAAUGACUUUCUCGGAAGAAUUGCCCAUGCUCACCUUGCAGCCGCGGACUUUCUCGAUGACGGGAUCAGAAGUCAGCCGUGUCUCGAGCUGGUCAAUCUGCACUCCAAGGCUGUCGAUUAUCCAAAGACGGGGGUGCCGUCCGAGAUGCCGCGCGAGCUCGAGCGCAACAAAUGGCCGCAUUUCAUGGAAAAGAAGAGAUCGCCACAAUACAGAUCGUACAAGAUCUUGGGACAGUUGUACGACGCCGUUGAGCGGGUGGCCUUCGAGCCAAACUGGGAGGGCCAGUUCGAUCAACGCAUCCUAAUCCACCCUCCUCCGAAGGGGGAGGUGAUGGACGUGGUCCGCAAGCUGAAGAAGAGCUACGAUGAAGGUAUGAGACGCAUCAUGGCCCAGCACCAAAUCAACACGGAAUUUGAAGUUUGGUCGACCUUUGUGCUUCAUCAUAGUAAAGCAGCCCGCGACUUCAAGUUCCACGAGGAAAUCGGCCAGCAUGCAAGGACGCUCAAAGAGCAGUAUUAUGAAGUACUCGUGGAGGAGGCCGGAGGACGUGAGUUUGAAAAUCUCAUGCCCGUGGCCGUGGCUGCCUACCACAUCACGUAUGAUGAAGUCGGCCAGGCUCAAGAGAACAUGUCCGGCUCGUCCGAGGCAGACGAGCUCUUGUCCGAUUAUGGCGGUUCACAUCACUCUGCCGACUCGCACUCGCAUCCGGUAAAAAUGCCCUUCAUCAGCUUUCCCUGGGUUCUUCAAGACGUCCUUGGAAAGAUAGCCAGGAACACGGUCCUCGGACACGGUCAAACUGGGCCCCGGUCCAUCGGAGGAGAUAUGAAGUCUAAUCUUCCCCAACAAUCAUUGAUCGACGACCUGGACGACGCUUUGGAUAUGUACGACAGAAGCCAUAUCAAUGGUAGCUUCAUGUAUCUUGGCGAGCAUCUGCCUGAUCCGUAUAUGCCGGUGACGACCAGCCUCGAUGAUGGCGAUGCGAAGCAAGACGACCUGCUCCUCGCCGAUGAGACCAAAGAGAAGGCGGCGACGACAUUCACAGCAGGAGAGCCAACAACCCAACAGCAUUCCCCUUUGAGUGCUCUCCUGCCUCUCAGACCCAUCAAAGCCGCGGCGGUCAAGGUGUGCGACGGUCCCUCGGCUUCUGAAAAGAGCUCCGUCAUCUCUUCUGGCAUCAACUCCUUGUUCUCGAGCACCGAGAGCUCCUCCGCGACUCCGGACCAUGUCUACCCACCUGUCCCAGUCCUCUCUCGCAGCAAGGACAUGUCUUCCAUAUCCGCAGCUUCCGGUUCACUGGCACCUAGUCAUUCACCAGCAGCCGAACGUCUCGGGGCCGCCGACGUCUCGAACCAAGCGGGCAUUGCAAAUCUAGAGUUUGACGAUCCAGCGUACCAUGUCGAAGGUGACCUUCUGGACAAUGACGAUGAUGAUGACGACUACACGUACUGA
Capronia epimyces CBS 606.96 is the source of this 4284-nucleotide messenger RNA. RefSeq lists its product as uncharacterized. The transcript has a single exon. Gene Ontology annotation, molecular function: RNA-directed RNA polymerase activity; nucleic acid binding. Lineage: Eukaryota; Fungi; Ascomycota; Eurotiomycetes; Chaetothyriales; Herpotrichiellaceae. The record is from RefSeq and is a predicted model, not a curated record. Gene Ontology annotation, cellular component: nuclear RNA-directed RNA polymerase complex. Bases 1 to 4284 code for a protein of 1427 amino acids. Gene Ontology annotation, biological process: siRNA processing.